UACCUCGCUGGCUCUGGGCAAAAUCACCUCCUUACCAACGCCGACCAACAACGAUACGCGCGCCUGCGAUCAAUUCACGCGGCACUUGCUCCUAUUACAGCUGCGAACCAAAUAAUAUAUCCGAAUCUUGAUCAUUGGGCCUAUAAUAUUAAAAAUAAGGCGACCAACAAAAACUACACGCGACAAGUUCUCGACACUCCGCUACCGAAUAGUCACUGCAGCGAGGAAUAUCAUGCGUCAAUAGAUUCACCCAUAGAAGUUGAUUUCGACAUUCAUCCGCACAUAUACUUAGCUCUAUAUCCUUGAACCUUCUUACACCCCAGCUUCUUCCAACUUCUUCCAAACUCGUCGCUGUAGUGCGGAGAAACUUGGAAAGCUGUACAUGCCGUCAUGGUUUCGCCUGAGACAACAACAGUCCGUUCGGAAAAUGGUGCUCCGCGUCGGUUCCUUCACCUACGCGAGACUCUGUCACAACCAGUGGUCGCAGCGUUUUGGGCUGGUGGUGUAGCUGGCGCCGUGUCGCGAACAGUCGUUUCACCUCUAGAACGACUAAAGAUUCUAAUGCAAAUUCAAAGCGCUGGCCGCGAUGCGUAUAAGCUCUCCGUCGGUCAGGCGUUGGGGAAGAUGUGGAAAGAAGAGGGUUGGCGAGGCUUUAUGCGUGGCAAUGGUACAAACUGCAUCCGCAUUGUGCCGUACUCUGCUGUCCAAUUCAGCAGUUACAACUUCUAUAAGAGCGUAAGUAUCGUUUCCCAACUGAUGUUGUCUUCUACUAACACUAGACAGCACUUUUUUGAGCCAAGCCUUGGCUCAGAUCUGAGCCCUCUCUCACGCCUCGUUUGUGGUGGUGCUGCGGGCAUCACAUCAGUAGUUUUAACAUAUCCCCUAGACAUUGUUCGAACACGCCUUUCGAUACAAACGGCGAGUUUCGCAGAACUUAGCCACAAACCUGAGAAACUUCCAGGCAUGUGGCAGACAAUGGUAGAGAUGUAUAAGUCCGAGGGUGGAAUCUCUGCCCUCUAUCGAGGCAUAUUGCCUACAGUGGCCGGUGUUGCCCCUUAUGUUGGAAUGAAUUUCAUGGUAUACGAGUCCGUACGGCAAUACUUGACGCCUGAAGGUGACAAGAAUCCAAGCGCACCAAGAAAGCUUCUGGCAGGUGCAAUUUCUGGCGCAGUCGCGCAGACUUGCACAUAUCCCUUGUAAGUUUAGACAAACGGAUUUAGUACUCCUGACUAACGCUCGGUGUAGUGACGUUUUAAGACGCCGCUUUCAGAUCAAUACUAUGUCUGGUCUCGGUUACCAAUACAAAUCCAUUGCGGAUGCCAUUUUCGUAAUUGUACGCCAAGAAGGCGUGGCAGGUUUAUACAAAGGAAUUGUUCCAAACCUGUUAAAGGUAGCCCCGAGCAUGGCUUCCAGCUGGCUUAGUUUCGAAAUGACACGGGACUUCCUCACUGGACUUAAGCCAGAAGCACAUGAGAUGGCAUAGAAAAAAGGAUCCAUUUUGUACUAUAUUGUAGCUUAGACUGGCUUUCUCUUUUGUCGAUAUCAAAAGUUUUGCAUAGUUAGAAAUCGGUAUCUGCAUCUGUAAUAUACAAUACCUAUAGCCAUGUCCCAUCG
This is a messenger RNA of [Torrubiella] hemipterigena, 1614 nucleotides long. NCBI's taxonomy places the organism in Eukaryota, Fungi, Ascomycota, Sordariomycetes, Hypocreales, Clavicipitaceae. The record is from the annotation of a GenBank genome assembly.